Messenger RNA from Acanthoscelides obtectus, 1300 nucleotides. The record is from the annotation of a GenBank genome assembly. Lineage: Eukaryota; Metazoa; Arthropoda; Insecta; Coleoptera; Chrysomelidae.
CACAUAUGUCACCUGUCAAAACUCCUAUGACGUCACCUUAAUGUAAAUGUUUUUUUUAAUUUUCAAGUACUUCAUUUUUGCUUUUUCUUUUAGUUGAACCACAUAUAAUUCACAACUUUCUCACAAGUGAUUAUACAUCGCCCACAUAAAAAGUAAACAUGGAAAAUCCGAGUGCCAGUCGCCCCAACUCCAAAUUGGAACAGGCCCAGCAACAGGUGCAAGAAGUUGUCGGAAUAAUGAGGGUGAACGUAGAAAAGGUUCUGGAAAGGGAUCAAAAGCUAUCAGAGCUGGACAGUCGGGCGGAGGCAUUGCAAGAGGGUGGCAAGCGCUUUGAACAACAGGCUCAAAAGUUGAAGAGGAAGUAUUGGUGGAAAAAUAUCAAGAUGAUGAUUAUCAUGGGCAUUAUUGGGGCUGUUAUACUGAUCAUUAUUAUAGUUUCCAUAAGUAAUUCUCUGAAAGAUGACACCUCUGACUCUGAAAAAGCUGUGGAGAACAAACCCAGUUCCUAGGUAAAACAUUUAUGCUUGUCAAUCACCUUUUAUUUUACAAUCAGAAAACACCCAUUUAAUUCUUAUUUCAUAUUAUAAUUAUUUGUAUUAUCUGUUGUUGUGAUGGCUGAUUUCAACAUACUGUUUAUUGUGUAAUGGUGCUUCUAUUUAUAAAUCUUGAAAAUAUUUUGUAUAAGGUGGACUUGCUGUUAAAACAGACCAAAUAACCUGUAUUUUUAUAUAGCUUUGGUUUCUUUGACCAUGGUAAAACUCUACAAAAACCCCAGUGUUUAUUCUAGCAUAACAUUUGUGUUUAACUUUUAUACCAAAUAAUUAGAAAUAAAUGUUUUUUCAGGAUACUAACUAAAACCAGUAUAAUUAGUUUUUUAAUAAGUUAUCUUAAAUUUAAUUUACAAAAUUACUCUGGUUAUAGCAUGUAUUUCAAUAAUAACCGAUUUGAGAUGUUUCUUCAAUAAUAAUGUAGUGUUAUUACAUCUAUAUUGACAUUUUAUUUCACAUAUUCCACAAUGUUUUUUGUUUUACCAUGAUCAAACAACUGUAACCUCACUUACCUUUAAGGCUUAUGAUAUAGUAUUAUUUAUCUUAAAUAUAAGUAUGCCUUGAUACAGUGCCUUGACAUUGAUAAAAUUAGCACAUCUGUACCACAAAUGCCAAUAAACAAAAUAUAUUUUUGGGAAAAUUUACAGUCCACUGUAUUUUUUGUAUUCCAUUUAUAAAGUUUAUAUAUUCGUAUGUUAUUAAUGGUUUUUGUGAAAAUAUUCUGUAAUAUAUUUAUAUACUUACAAAACCUA